AUGCACGUCAUUGUGGCGACCAAGGCCAACGAAGCGAGAGAGGACACUGAGGAGAUAAGCAAGAUCAGGGCGAAAGAGGGGUGGAGACCGGUUUGGCCUGUGACAUCUCGAACCGCUGGAGGAUGGAGUGGAUGUAGAACGCCUGAGAGAGAGAGAGAGAGAGAGAGAGAGAGAGAGAGAGAGAGAGAGAGAGAGAGAGAGAGAGAGAGAGAGAUGGUGCGGGCAGCACCAUCGCGACGAAUCUCCAUUCCAAGAUGA
Molecule: messenger RNA, 258 nt
Organism: Closterium sp. NIES-65
Lineage: Eukaryota; Viridiplantae; Streptophyta; Zygnematophyceae; Desmidiales; Closteriaceae
Source: the annotation of a GenBank genome assembly